AUGGCACGCGCCAGUCUGCCGCUCCUCAUCGCGCUGGCGCGCGCCCUCGGCGCGACCAGCAUCGGUCUCCACCAGCAGGCGGUCUUGCAUGCAUCGGACGGCAGCAGGGGCUGUGCGGCCUUGGAAAACCGCGGUACCCACUUCACGAUCGACGUGGACGUCGGCACGCCGUCGCAGAGAUUCAGCGUGGUGGCGGACACGGGUAGCAACUCUCUGAUCAUCCCGUCAUGCCAAUGUCAAAGUGCGGGCAAGUGCGACAAGACCGACAGGUGCUUCAUUGGCUCGAACAAAUCUUCGAGCUUUCACCUGGAGGUCGGCGAUGACCAGGAACCUGUGUCUAUGGUUCUCUCCUUCGGCAGCGGCCAGAUCCAGGCUGUGGUGGCACAGGAGCAGGUGCGCGUGGGCCAGGUCAACGCUUCACUGAAAGAUGGCCUGCUUCUCAUGACGGACCGCGCACUGAACAUCAAUGGACCCUUCGAAGGUAUCCUUGGCCUGGGCUUGCCGCAGCCGCCGACAAACUGGACCGCAGUGCAGGAGCAGGAGAGCAAGCAGGAGUCUGCCGUGGCUGGCGGCCAAAGCAUGGAGGACAUAAUCAAGCAGAUCGUGAGCCAGAUGGGCGCCUCCGGGCCCGAAGGCGGCCAGGCGGCCCCGCCUGAACAGAACAUGCGCAAGGCUCUGAAGGCGGCUCUGGAGAAGCCCAAGCGCCAGCACCGUGACUCGCCCACGGGUUUCCUGGAGCAGGCCGGGAUCGGUCGCUUCUCGAUGUGCUUCAACGACGGCGGUGACGGCGUCCUGCGCAUCGGCGAGCCUCCCCUGAAGCACGGCCUCGGUGGCAUGGGCACCCAGCACUGGGGCGUGGACUUUCGGGGCAUUUCGGUGGGGAGCAAGUCGGUGGGGGACGUGCUCUUCUGCCACGGCACGAACAUGACGAAGGGUCAGAGGUCGCCGUGCGGUGCCAUCCCUGACUCUGGCACCACGAUGCUGAUGGGCCCGAAAGAGCACAUCGGUGCCCUCUUGGAGGGCAUCUGCGACGGCUGGGACCGCUGCCGCCAGAACUUCACCAAACUGGAGCAGGCCGAGCAGAUUGCGAGCGAGGCCAUGAGCAAGCACUACGGCAUGAACCCCUUCAACAUGCAAGGGGGCAUGAGCAAGUCCGACGUGCUGCAGCUGCUUCUCAUGGACUGCGAGUCCUGGGGGCACGGGGGAUUUGACGAGUUGCCCGACCUCCACUUCCACAUCCGCGGGAGCGAUGGCAAGGCCCAGGCUCUGAAGAUCCCCGGCCACAUGUACGUCAUGGAGGUGUCUGGCGACCAGGCCGAGAGCGCUUUGAAAUUGCUUGAGGGCGUUCGCAAAAUCCCUGCGGACACCCGCCUGGCGAAGUCGAAGAAGAAGGUCUGCACACCGAUGUUCGGAGAGAUGGACUACCAGACCUCAAGCAACGGCCCCGUAUGGAUCCUCGGCACCCCGAUUUUCUACGAGUACGUGGUCGGCUAUGACAUGAAGACGUCGCCCCCAGCCAUGUCCUUUGCCUCCCAGAGCGAGCAGCCCUGCGGAAGCUGCAAGCCCACGGUGAACCUUGCGAUGUCAAGGGAGACGCACAAGGUCCGCAGCCCGCGCCAGGUCUCCGGGCCGCCGCGCGUGCCCCAGAUCGACACGACGAAGCCGCUAUGA
Prorocentrum cordatum is the source of this 1671-nucleotide messenger RNA. The record is from the annotation of a GenBank genome assembly. Lineage: Eukaryota; Dinophyceae; Prorocentrales; Prorocentraceae.